This is a messenger RNA of Colletotrichum truncatum, 1041 nucleotides long. Its product is annotated as short-chain dehydrogenase/reductase family protein. NCBI's taxonomy places the organism in Eukaryota, Fungi, Ascomycota, Sordariomycetes, Glomerellales, Glomerellaceae. The record is from RefSeq and is a predicted model, not a curated record.
AUGUCCGAUCUAACCUCCGUCCGUGCUUCCAAUUCUCUCAUAACCGAGACCGAUAUACCCAAGACCGCUGUUUUUGUAGGCGGCACGGAUGGAAUUGGCAAAUCUGCCCUCGAGAAGCUAGUGUCAAAAGGUUCUUCGAUCAAGGUCUACAUUGUAGGCCGUGACAAAUCCCGUCAUAGUUCUCAACUUGACGAGCUCAGAAAAACCAACCCUCGAGCAGUCUUGAUCUACUUGCAAGGCCAAAUAUCACUCCUUGCGGAAGCUCAGCGCCUUGCCAAUGAGAUAGCUUCUCAAGAGGAUAAGAUUGAUCUCCUGUUUCUCUCGGCAGGUUACUUACCCUUUACUGGGCCUCAAGCCCAACUGACUAUGGCCACAGAAACAUCCGAGGGCCUGGAAGCGUCCUUAGCUGUAGCCUAUUACAGUCGUAUUGUUUUCAUCAUGAGUUUGCUUCCGAAGCUGAGAGAUGGCGAAAGGUCUUUGAGAUCUCCACGUGUCGUGUUCAUUUUGGCAGCUGGAAAGGAGUCAACUGAGAUAUUUUUGGACGACAUCGAUCUCAAAAGUCCUGGCCAUUUCAACCUUGGUAACUACGCCGGACAAGUUGCUACUCUGGCAACCCUGACUCUAAGACGUCUUUCAGAGGCCCCAGAGAACCAGGAUAUUGUUUUUAUCCAUUCUCAUCCUGGCCUUGUCAGUACUGACCUGAUGAAGAAGAGUUGGGGUGACAAGUUCAAUCCCGGCCAAGCUUCCGGGGGCUCAGAGCUCGGAACGUUCACUCCAUUCACACCUGGAGAGUCGGGUGAGCGGUGUCUCUUUCUUAUCACCAGCGCAGAAUUUGGUGGCAAGGGGGUUGCGGUUCAGAGCGGCCGGGAAGCUGCACAGACCCUGAACCAUAGUGUCAAUGGGUCACUGUUCUCCGUGGAUGAUAAGCUCCAGGCUCUCCAGCAAGAUGAGCUACUUACUAAACUGGAGGAGAAGGAGGCUUCUCGGAAGAUUUGGGACCAUACCAUGAGAAUUCUGAAGUCUACUACUCAAAUUGUUUAG